Messenger RNA from Nothobranchius furzeri (turquoise killifish), 886 nucleotides. It is a transcript of the gene grem1a, whose product is annotated as gremlin 1a, DAN family BMP antagonist. Gene Ontology annotation, biological process: animal organ morphogenesis. NCBI's taxonomy places the organism in Eukaryota, Metazoa, Chordata, Actinopteri, Cyprinodontiformes, Nothobranchiidae. Gene Ontology annotation, molecular function: BMP binding; receptor ligand activity. The record is from RefSeq and is a predicted model, not a curated record.
UGAGACAUUCAUAAAGGAGCUGCAGAAGACACAAGACUUCCAGAAAGAGCACAUCUUAAGGAUCCAACUGGGUAAAGUCGCCUUAAAGCUUUAAUGAUGCAGCCACAUUCAUUACGGAUCUUUGCAGCAGUCUUCGCCAUGUUUCACAUCCCACCGAGCAGCGCGGACACCGGAGCAGUUCAAGGCGCGUUCCCUCAUCCAAACAAGUACAACCCGAACGAAUCAGAGGGCUGUCUCAUGCCGCCCAUCGGCGGACUCCUCUCCCGCGGGACGGCUUCUGCAACGUCAUCAACUGACGAGGUUCUGGAAUCCAGUCAGGAGGCUCUGCUCGUUACGGAGCGUCGGUACCUCCGGUUGGACUGGUGCAAAACGCAGCCGCUCAAGCAGACCAUCCAAGAGGAGGGCUGCCUGAGCCGCACCAUCAUCAACCGGUUCUGCUACGGACAGUGCAACUCCUUCUACAUCCCGCGGCACACGCACCAGGACGGGAGCGUCUUCCAGUCUUGCUCGGCUUGCAAGCCCAAAACAUUCAGCACCGUCACCUACACCCUCUUUUGUCCGGGAAAGACGCCCAGUACGCGGAGGAAGCGCGUCCAACGCGUGAAGCAGUGUCGGUGCACAACCGUUAAGACGGAAUAAACCCGGAUGUGACUGAUAGGAAACGUUAAGGACUGCAAAUUUGGAUGAAUAUGGAGAAACUUGACUGAACCUUGACUUUGAAAUUGACUGUUUAUAACAUAAAGGCUGGUGGAGAGCACAUCUGGACGUUUGAAGCAACGUAAUUUAAUUUUAUAAACAUUUCAACAUCUGCAACUAAUCCCUGCAUCAUUAUAUUGUUGCAUCACCUGUAAAAUAACAGCAAAUAAGUCACAUGUUUCUGAUCCGA